GGAAAUUGCAUUCUCCUUCAGUUCUGUUUCAGUUUCGAGUCCGUGCAGUCGUGUUGGCCGGAGUGAAGGGUUCCCAUUUAAAUUGUAAAAUUUGCAAAGCCUUAAAAAAAGGGGGAAAAUAAAUAGAGAAAAUAAAUAAAAGUAGAAAAAUAGAGAAAAGUAAAUCAGCAAACAAGUGCAGUUCUUCAAAGAGACGCCGAAGCGGACAGUCGAGAGUGUGGGCGAGGGGAGAAGUUUUUGAUCCAGAGUCCUAGCACAGAUACCUAUAUUUUUACUGCGGGGCGCCGCGAGCGGAGUGGAGUGGAGCAAGAGCGAGGGGAACAAGCUGAGAAGGCUGAGAAACGAGGUAACCGCCACCAUGUCGACGCUUCCCUUUCUCCUCAGCGUUGCUGACGAGUUGGACAACAUUAACUCGCAGUCCUACAUGGACGACUUUGGGCUGGGCUUCCAUCCGCACCGCCAAUACUACAGGACCCCCACCAUCCAGUUGUCCCUGCCAGCCAGCACCGAUUGGACAGGAUCGGGACGGGAUUGGUCUCAGGCGGGCACCGGCAGGCAGACUCGGUAUCGCAGCUACAAGUUCUACGACGAUUCCCAGAACAAUCUCGAAGAGGAGCAGCCGGAGGAGCAACUGCCGCAGGAGCAGCAGCUGCAGGAGCUCCCUCAGCAGGGUGACCACCACCAGGUCAGACCAGGCCAGGAGAAUCAAUCAAAGUCUGAUGGCCAGGCCCCGCACACAGCCGCCGCCACUGCCACUGCCAGAAAGGGCCUGGGCAUGGUGAAUUCCAAUUCCCACGAUGUCGGAGUCGGUGGCCUGGGCCUGAACCUGAAGGCCAGCGAGGAGGAGGACGACGAGAACAUCGACCGCACUGUCCGGAUGUACAAUCUCUCCAAGAAGUGCUGCAAGAACUACUAUCGACACGCCCUGGAGACCGGACCCGGAGCCAGUGGACGGGUCAAGUGCAGCAACAUCCGCUCCGAGAGUCACAAGUCGAGUUCUAGCUCCGAGGAGAGCCUCCAGAAGAUACCCUCGCCGAUCGAGUUCCUCACUUGCUUCCUGGUUAAGAAGUCCCGGACCCCCAAGGGCGGAGUGGGCCAGCAGCUGAAGAAGACAUAGAACUCGGCCCGGCUGCUCCCGGCAGCUGUGUCCGCUCGGACCUCCACGCUCAGCUCCACGGCCACCAGUGCGGUGGUCGGCGGAGUCCUGUCCGAGACGGGCGCCAGCUCGGACACCGCGACCACGAAGCGGCGGAGCAACUGCUUCUGAAUGUUGGCCGGAGUUGGGGUCGUGUGCGGCCAGGCCUGGAGCUGGCUGCAGCGAUGCGGGGAGCUGCCUAGCUCAGAGCCCACAUCGCUACCAGUCACGCGUCUGGGCAGGAUCGCAUACUAGUUAUCCCGACUCCGAAACAUGCUGAGAGGGUGCUCCACCUCAGUCCGUGGUGGGGCCUAUGGGUUUUCUUUGUUUGGCGAGUCAUUCAGCAGGGGUUUUCCGCCAUUUAAUGGGAAGGGGGUUCUCUGGGGAAAAGUGCCAGGUAAGCUUGAAAAUAUAGGAAUUUACGGAGACGGCUUUUUAAGGGCUUAGGACUUUGUCUUGCACUGGUGUGAGUUAUAAGCAAUAUUUUUAAUAAUAUUAUUUAAUAUCUAAACCUGAAAAUAAAUUAAAAUUAAGAGUAUAAAAAACCUCUAUCCUUUUUCCUUUUUUUUCAUUCAAAAAUUUCAAUGAAAGUCAUACAAUAAUGCCUUUCUUGGAUGCAUUUGUUGAAAACUUCAAAAACUAAACUAUUAGGAUUUCUUUUUGUUUAAAUGAAUCAUUUCUGAAACAUUUUUUAAUAAAGUUGAGAGUAUUUUGAAGCUUUGUUUUAAAAUACACUUAAUUCUAGUUUAAUAAUUAAAUCAAAAGUAUGUAUAAUUUUACUAAAACUGCCAAAAGAACUAUCAUUUUUAAAAUCUAUUUAAAAACUUACUCCAGUGCAAACACUUUUCUUAACCACCAAUUGAAAAAUUGCUAAAAAUUACAGGCCAAAAGCAAAUUGAAGCUUAAAGCAAACAAAAGAAAAACCAUUUAUUCCAAAAACUAUACGAAUUGUACGUAUAUUAAAAAUAUAUAAUAUAGAAAAUAAACCAAAAACAAUACUAUUAAAGCAACACCGAAAACUUUUGCAAAAACCAGAUACACACAAUUUUUAAAGCCAGAUUUAUACAAAAAGUUUGAAUAAAAUGUAUAAAAAGAAUCGAAGAAUUUGUUAAGCAAACAUUUUUUAUACAAUUUUUUGAUACCAAGCAAAAGAUAUAACUUAUAUAUGAAUAUUAUAUUAAUACUGGGAAUACUGUUUGAGAAAAUCAAAGUUUGUGGAAACUGAAGCUGAACUAAAAACAUUUUAUUUAUUUUUAUUUCUUAACAGAAGAAUUAAUGUUGGUUCAGGGAAACUUUUAUAAACACAUACUAUAAGAUUUUAAAGUUAAUUGAUUUAAAAUUAAAAUUUAAGUAAAAACUGGUCUCAUUUUUAUACCGAUUGAAGGUUUUUGUUCAGCUUGAGGUUCCAAAACAUUUUAUACAAGCUGUUAGCUGUUUUAAGCCAAAUAGAUUGCGGGCUAAUUUAAUAGGUCUUCUGGACACCCCCACACCCAGACACACACACACACACACACACAGAUAGACCCUACUACCUUUGCAAUGGCAAUGUUUCAUUUUCACACAAACAGAGGAAAGUUAUUUGUUUUCUACCAUAUUCCUCUACCAAAAAGCCCGGCUAACUGAAAAAUGUUGCACUAAAGCUGGGAAAACUUUUCCACAAUGUCGGCAAGUGUUUUGGGCCAAAUCAGGGAGGGUGAGAACGGAGCGAGGAGGGAAAGAGGUUUGGGCCCUAUGAAAAGUGAAACAUGUUUUCAAUUUCCUUUUUUCGGGGGGACGAAUGUAAACAAGUCAAUAGCAAAGCUACGGCUAAGGACAAACACACAGAAGACCUUGGUCCCAAUUUUAAAUUAGUGAAAAAGCAAAACAGGAAAAACAGAAAUGAAAACGGAAAAGUAAAGCACAUUUUUUUCAGCAAAACAAAAAAUGUGAAAGGAAAAGUUUGUUUGGGGCUUGAGUCUAGAAUCGAGAUAAACGCUGGAACACAUUUGUAAAAGAUUAAAUAUAUAUAUUUAUAGUUUUGUAGCCAGAUAUUCUCCUCAACAAAAAAUAUUUGAGUGUUCUAAAUGUAUUCUAAAUGUUGAAACAAAUCCAAAAACCACAAAAACCAAAAUGCAAACGCAAGAAAAUAUUUCAAAAAAAUGUAUUUACAACUAAUCAAGAAACAAGUUUAACCAGAAAAGAGAAAAUUUUAUAUAUAUAUAUAUAUUACGAGAAUAUAAAUUAUAUGUGUAGUCACACUGUUUGCACUUUUCAGAGUUUAGAUCCAACAUUAAAUAAAUACGGAAAAUGUAUCUAUAUGUAUCGCAAGACAUAAACUACAAUUUUAAACUCAUAGCUUUACUCGAAAAUCAGCAAAUCAUAUCGCAGAUAAAACUCAAGAGCUCUACAACCGAAGAAAAAUCUAAAAAAAAUAUGUUAAUGAAAAUUACUUAGCUGUAGUUUUUAACUAACAAAGUUUUGCCAGUAGCUCUUAAACGCCACACACCCACUUUUAACUACAUAGUUGGACAAAAAAGAAGACAUUUUAAAGGCAUAGGCCAACCUGAUGGCUUCAUUCAUCUAAUCAAAAAUAAUAUUCAAAGUAAUUUAGAUGUUCCUCGGAAACACAAACCAUUGACAAAAUAGAACCUCUCGCAACUGCAUACUUUAUACAAAAGAAAAAGCAACACACUCGACGCAUAUCAUUCCAAUACAAAAAUUUCAACUAAAAUCGUAUUCAACUUGAGAUUUAAUAAAUAAAUAUAGCAAUAUAUAAUAUGACAAAACGAAAUG
Drosophila ananassae is the source of this 3907-nucleotide messenger RNA. RefSeq lists its product as uncharacterized. The transcript has a single exon. Lineage: Eukaryota; Metazoa; Arthropoda; Insecta; Diptera; Drosophilidae. The record is from RefSeq and is a predicted model, not a curated record.